AUGAUAGCUGGCUGUCAGCAAGAAGGUCAAUUCAAACUGAAGCAAGUGCAGAAAGCUCUUAUUAAUGGCCUCUCCAAAAUACCUACGCAUCAGAAAAAAACGGUGUAUCUCUGUCAGCUUUUGAUAAGAAUAGCAAAAGGAAAAAACCUUGAAUGCGCAUUUCUUUCUGCACAUGUAACUCUAGAGGUUAAAGUAGGACAGACAGUAGGAAUAAGAAUAUGGAUGAAAAGGAUGACUGCCCUUGUUUCUUACAGAAGGCUAAUUUCACCUUUGGAAUCUGCUCUGUCUUUCUGGACUUUACUUGAAAGGGAAGAAAUUAAACUGGAAAAGCUUCAUGAAGAUAUUCGUCGCUUGAUUCAAAUUCAGAUUGUAGCAGUCCAUAUGGAAAAUGGAUAUUUCAAGGAGGCUGCUGAAGUUCUUGAAAGGUUAUUUACAGACUCGGAAUCAGAUAAGCCUUUAAGGGUGAAGCUGGCAACUGUAAUUAAAAGCAAGGAUCCAUAUGUUCCCCUUCUCCAAAGCUUCAGUUACAAUCUUUUGAUAAGUAAAAUCAAGUCUUACAUUGAACUUUUCAUGAAAGAAAAUGAAAGCAACUUCUUAAUACAGGCAGCCACAAAACAGGUAGAGUCUAAAGGAUUGGGAGCAACAGCAUUGCAAAACAAAACUGUGAAUGUCAAUGAAAAUGACAAAAGGAAUUUGGAAACAAAACAAAGAUCAAUGAAAGAGCAACAGAGUAUUACAAGUCAGUCACCCGGAGACAUAAAAAAUUCCACAGUAAGGCCUCACUCAGGACGGAAAUGCAGAGUGAGCAGUGUUCCUCAGAGUCUGAACAGCUUGCAAAAUGUGGAAAAACAUGGAGAUGCUUUGGCUUGUGGCCGAAGAAGACAGCGAUGGACUUACAAAGAAGACUUGGAACUGAAAUCAGGAAUAAGGGAGUUUGGAGUGGGUAACUGGGCUAAAAUUUUGGUCCAUGGUGACUUCAACAACCGAACUAGUGUCAUGUUAAAAGACCGGUGGAGAACACUGUGCAGGAUAAGAAUUAAGCUUAAGUUCUAGGUGGAAGAUUAUUUUGAACUUAUGUAUAUUGGCAUAAUAGCACUUUUUAUCUCUCAGAAGAGAUGGAAAACAUAUGGAAAGUAACAGUAUG
Aptenodytes forsteri (emperor penguin) is the source of this 1144-nucleotide messenger RNA. It is a transcript of the gene TERF1, whose product is annotated as telomeric repeat binding factor 1. Gene Ontology annotation, biological process: telomere maintenance. Lineage: Eukaryota; Metazoa; Chordata; Aves; Sphenisciformes; Spheniscidae. The transcript has 12 exons. Gene Ontology annotation, molecular function: protein homodimerization activity; telomeric repeat DNA binding. Gene Ontology annotation, cellular component: chromosome, telomeric region; nucleus. The record is from RefSeq and is a predicted model, not a curated record.